AGGGAACGCCUACUUACAGAGACAGGAACCGUGAAAAAAAUGUACAAUGGUAAACUGCCUGAGUAAGACAUCUUCAUUUAUCCACCAUCUCUUCUACCUCCAGACAUCGAAUCGUAGUGGCUAUCUAAUUUGAAACCAUAAGUGAUACUAGUGAGAUGUCAUAUUGCUAAUCUAUAAAACAAUAUAAAUAUUUCCUCAUCUAAAUGGUCCUUCCAAACUUCUAGUUGGGUAUACGCCAGGUUACUGUAGCAGGGUUUUACAUCGAUCCACAAGAACAAAAGAACAAAACACAGCGUAAACAUGAAAUCUUUGGCGCUUGUUGUCCUGCUGUGCCUUGCCUGCGGUCUGAUGUCUUCCUCAUUCGUACUCGCGUCGCCGCAUAUGUGGAGUAAGUUGAUCCUAACUCAACACUGGCCAAGCACAUUUUGCAGUAUGGAACACUGUGAUCCCAAAUUUGACUACUGGACUUUGCAUGGACUGUGGCCAGAUAAAGGCCAGGAAUGCAAUUCAUCUUGGCACUUCAAUGUAACUCUAAUCCAGGACCUACUUCCAGAUAUGCAGAAGUGGUGGCCGGAUCUUAWAACUCCAGCYUCCUCUGAAUUCUGGCAAUAUGAAUGGCAAAAACAUGGAACGUGUGCUGCAAAAGCAGAGUCCCUAAACAGUCAACACAAAUACUUUGGCAAAGUCCUGGAGCUGUAUCACACAUUAGACCUUGAUGGAGUGAUGAAGAAAUUUAACAUUGUGCCCUCGGAGACUUAUUAUGCUUUUGACCACAUCGAAGGAAUCAUUCUCAACUUCUACAGUGUGAAACCAAAGAUUCAGUGUAUUCAUCCAAAGGGUGGGAAGGUGCAAAUCUUGGGCCAGAUCGAGAUCUGCUUCAACUCAGACUUCCAACUUGCCAACUGUGAGCAUUCUGAGACAGACACUCUGAGACUAAUUGACUUCCUCAAUGUUAAGGGUACAGAGUUUAGUGUAUGUGACCAUGCAACACCUGUCUACUACCCUCCCUUUAAGGGGAAGCCAUCAAUGUAGUGGCUAGUGAGGUCUGGUGACUCUAUGAUCAGUCAUAUCUCACAUGGAACAUACUCUUCGAAAAAAGGGUUAUUCGGCUGUCUCAUAGGAAAAACCUUUUUGGUUCCAGGUAGAACCCUCUGUAGAAAGGGUUCUA
This is a messenger RNA of Salvelinus sp. IW2-2015, 1168 nucleotides long. RefSeq names its product ribonuclease T2. Gene Ontology annotation, biological process: RNA catabolic process. NCBI's taxonomy places the organism in Eukaryota, Metazoa, Chordata, Actinopteri, Salmoniformes, Salmonidae. Gene Ontology annotation, cellular component: extracellular region. Gene Ontology annotation, molecular function: ribonuclease T2 activity; RNA binding. The record is from RefSeq and is a predicted model, not a curated record.